AUGUCCGCCCAAAAUAGCAGCUUCUAUGGGCGCAUUAACUCGGCCAUUACGGGUGGUUUUGAAGAUGACAGUAGUGCUACUGCAGUGCAAAAUCGAACGAACAAACCUCAAGACUCUUCAUCGAGUAACACAGCUCAGUCUCAAGCGUACGAUACAGCCCCUGUACCAUCAACACAAGCCCAUUUUCGCUAUCAACGUCCUUCUUUUCUCGAUGAAUUUGACUUUACUGCAGAGUAUCUUCGCGAUAUAGUUGUCGCUCAUGGGUUUACUUCUGCUUUGUCGCCUCGACAAGGCUAUCAUCCUACCCCCGCGUCUAUCCUCAACUUUGCAGACUUCGACCUUGAGAAUACAGGUACUAAGAUUUCCGAUAUCAGACACAACAAUACUUCAUCCAAUGGACAACCAAGAGCUAGGACCGCCGCCCUCGCAUCAUCUUCGUCUUCGUCCUCUGCAAGCCCGUACCUUGAUCUGCCCGAGUCACCGGACAGUGAUGCUGUGACAGUAAGCGCAAUAGGCGGCCGAGAGUGUCUUGCCUGUAGCGACAUGAAAGCUCCAGAUUCUUUUCCAGAUUUUGUCACCUCGAAAUGCACGCACACUCCUUCUAUAUGUUUGGAUUGCAUGGUGCGAUCAAUCCAAGUGGCCAUAAAGACUGAAUACUGGAACGAAAUCAGUUGCGACGAGUGCAAAGAAAGACUAGAACAUAACGACAUUCAACGCCUUGCCGAUGAACAGACAAUUUCCAAAUACGAAAGACAGGCGCUUCGAGCUGCUGUGGCAGACGAGGAGAACUUCUUUUGGUGUACCUCUGACUGCGGCUCUGGACAGAUCCAUGACUCUGGGUCUGCUCAACCCAUCGUAGUUUGCAUUAAAUGCAAUCAUCGCUCAUGUUUUCGCCACGGAGUCAACUGGCAUGAAGACUUGUCUUGCGACGAGUAUGAUCGGCUUCAAGAGGAUCCAGAAUUCCGUAGCUAUAUGGAACUGGAAAAUGAAAGGUGGGAGGAGGCUCAAGCAGCUCAAGAAGAGGCAGAUUUGGACGUCGCUCGCAGGUUGGACGCCGAAGAAAAUGCUGAAAUUGGGCGCCAAGAGGCACAAGAUCGGAGAGCGAGAGAGCGAGAACGGGAGCGAGAACGGGAACGAGAGCAAGAGCUAGAGAGACUGAGGAACCAAGAGAGGCAACGAGAACGAGCACGUGAAAGGCAGAGAAACCAGGAGAGGCAUCAAAAGCUAGAGCGAGAAACAAAGGAGAGGCAACGAGCCCGAGCACGCGAGAGACAGAGGAAUCAGGAGAGGCAACGAGUGCUAGAGCAAGAGAACCAUAAGAGGCAACAAGAACAAAAACGAGAGAAUCAGGAGAGGCAGCGAGAGCUGGAACAAGAGAGGCGGAGGAACCAGGAAAUGCAACGACAACUAGAACAAGAGAGGCAUCAGAGGCAACGAGAGCAGAAUGCAGCAGAAGAAAGGCGCAUAAUUGCAGCCAGAAGGAGAGAAGAAGAGGCAAAGAGCAACGCAACAUUGAGAACUACAACAAAACCAUGUGGAGGAUGCGGAUGGGCUAUCGAGAAGAGAUCCGGCUGGUAA
Molecule: messenger RNA, 1578 nt
Organism: Fusarium fujikuroi IMI 58289
Lineage: Eukaryota; Fungi; Ascomycota; Sordariomycetes; Hypocreales; Nectriaceae
Product: related to RING finger protein Dorfin
Exons: 2
Coding region: 1-1578 (525 amino acids)
Biological process (GO): positive regulation of DNA-templated transcription; negative regulation of DNA-templated transcription
Cellular component (GO): nucleoplasm
Molecular function (GO): zinc ion binding
Source: RefSeq, a predicted model, not a curated record